GUGUGUGUGUGUCUGUCUGUGUCUGUGUGUGUAUGUCUGUGUGUAUAUAUAAACACAGAGCCAUACUAGGAUCAUAUGUAGCUGGAAACCGAUAAUAAUGGCUGAGAAGAACGGUAGUGUUACUGUUUUUGCAGGUUUUGUUGACGAAAACCUUGUGGAGGAUGUUGAAAUAAUGAGUGUAGCUGCAAAUGGUCAUCAAAAUGGUAAUGCUGAGAUGGGAUUGGUCUUUGAUAAUAAUGGAAAGGAGGAGGCAGAGGCCAUACCUAGUAGUGUUGCAUUUACUAAGGCAGGAUGGUAUGCUGAUGUUUCCACAGAUGGACCUGGGAAGGCACAUUUAUAUAAGAUGGAGAAAACCUUAUUUCAUGGGAAGUCAGAGUUUCAAGAUCUUUUUGUUUUUCAGUCAUCAGAGCAUGGCAAGGUAGCCAUCUUGGAUGGUUUUCUUCAACUCACAGAGAGGGAUGAAUUUGCUUACCAGGAAAUGCUCUCUCACCUCCCACUUUGCUCUAUCCCAAACCCAAGGAAGGUCUUGCUUGUUGGAGGCGGAGAUGGAGGCAUUUUGAGGGAAAUAUCGCGUCACUCUUCUGUUGAAGAAAUCGAUAUAUGCGAAAUUGACACAAUGGUGAUAGAUGUUUAUAAGCGCUUUUUUCCGGACAUAGCUGUGGGAUAUAAGGAUCCCAGAGUGCAAGUACACAUAGAUGAUGGAGUUGCAUUCAUGAAGUCAGUUCCUCAAGGCACCUAUGAUGCAAUUAUAAUUGAUGCAUUCCAGGGCAUGGGUGCUACAGCAAAAGAACUUUCUGAUAAGGACUUCCUGGAAUCAGUUGCAAGGGCUCUUCGCCCCGGCGGUGUGCUGUCUACCCCGGCGGACAGCUUCUGGAGUGAAGACUUUGUUAACUUUGCCGAUACCGUAGCAAACUGCCGCAAAAUAUUCAAGGGCUCCGUCAACUAUGCCUGGACAACAGUUCCUGCAUAUACAAGUGGGAUCAUUGGGUUCAUGCUUUGCUCGAAGGAAGGACCAACCGUGGACUUUAAACACCCUAUAAAUCCAUUAAAUCAAGAGAACUAUGGCGUGGCAAAGGGACCUCCCAAGUUCUACAACUCAGAGAUCCACACUGCUGCGUUUCGAUUGCCAUCUUUCGCAGAAAAGGCUAUCGGUUUCCAGAUGUGAUGAACAUAUUUAUGAAGUUCUUCGUUGCUAUGUUUUUUGUACAAAUUUUUUUUUUAGUAACUAAAGGGAGGUUGAGACUUUAAAACUAUUAAUAAUUUAGAGAAGGGGAAAGUUUCGAACCCAAAAUGUAUGGGUAGAAAUCCAACACCUUAUCUAUUAAGAUAUUAAACCGUAUGUUAUGUCAAGGGCAUAUAAGUUCGUUGCUAUGUUGUAAACGAACUGUAUUCUAAAUUGGCUCCAAUUGGGACAUGAUCUCAAAAGGACAACGUGAUGAACUGUUGAAAUGGAGUUUCAAUUUCUUUCA
Molecule: messenger RNA, 1469 nt
Organism: Pyrus x bretschneideri (Chinese white pear)
Lineage: Eukaryota; Viridiplantae; Streptophyta; Magnoliopsida; Rosales; Rosaceae
Product: spermidine synthase-like
Exons: 9
Coding region: 98-1165 (355 amino acids)
Biological process (GO): spermidine biosynthetic process
Cellular component (GO): cytosol
Molecular function (GO): spermidine synthase activity
Source: RefSeq, a predicted model, not a curated record